Messenger RNA from Daldinia childiae, 903 nucleotides. Its product is annotated as Transcription elongation factor S-II. The transcript has 3 exons. Bases 1 to 903 code for a protein of 300 amino acids. Lineage: Eukaryota; Fungi; Ascomycota; Sordariomycetes; Xylariales; Hypoxylaceae. Gene Ontology annotation, biological process: transcription elongation by RNA polymerase II; transcription elongation by RNA polymerase I; transcription antitermination. Gene Ontology annotation, cellular component: nucleus. Gene Ontology annotation, molecular function: RNA polymerase II transcription regulatory region sequence-specific DNA binding; zinc ion binding. The record is from RefSeq and is a predicted model, not a curated record.
AUGGAUCAGAGAGAACUCGAUGCGCGCGUCAAGGCCCUUCACAAGGCCGCUCAGUCCAAUGAGCCCGCUUCUGCUAUCAUUAGCAUUAUCGAGUCCCUAAGAUCUGCUUCGCCGACCGAAGAAAUGCUGCGCACUACUAAGGCGGGUAUUGUGGUAGGAAAGCUUCGAGGAAAUGCGAACAAGGACAUCGCCAAGAUUGCGACGGAAGUGGUUGCGAAGUGGAAGAAAGGCAUCGAGUUGGAGAAGAAAUCCAAGGGCCUGCAUUCCGCCAAAGCACCAAAGGGUUCCGUGUCCCCUGCAUCCAAAGCUGCUUCGCCUGCCCCGAAGCCCCUUGCGGGAAACAAGAAGGCCUAUGAGGGUGAUUUGGAAAAGCGCAACUAUAAGACGGACAAGGUCGACAUCAACCGCACCGGCUCCCAGGUCCGCGACAACUGUAUCGGGCUUCUCUACAAUGGCCUUGCGUACCGCUCUCGCGAGUCUGAGGAUAGCGUUAUCACACGCGCCGCCGAGGUCGAGCAGGCCGCCUUUAAGGCCUACAAGGGCGAGACCAAGGAGUAUAAGGAAAAGAUAAGGUCUUUAUUCCAGAACCUCAAGGUCAAGACCAAUGCCGAACUGGGCCGCAACGUCAUGUCGGGAGCCAUCGCCGCCGAGCGCUUCGUCGUCAUGACCUCCAAGGAGCUCAUGUCUGCCCAGCAGCGAAAGGCUGACGCCGAGCUGGAGCUCGAAAAUAUGAAGAAGGCCCAGGUCCCCAUGGUCGAAAAGAGUAUUAGCGACAGCCUUGAGUGCGGCAACUGCAAAAAGAAGAUGGUCAGCUACACGCAGGCUCAGACGCGCAGUGCUGAUGAACCGAUGACGACUUUCUGUGAGUGUAUGAACUGCGGAAAGCGUUGGAAGUUCUCUUGA